AUGCUUCCUGGUCCUCCCUUGAACACGGUACUUUCGUUCACAAUGGCAUUUGGUUCCUGUAUAUCAAUGUCUCAGAUCACAGCUGGGUGCUUGAACCAUGGCAAAAGAGAGCAACAUUCCGGUGACCUACCAACGGGAUGGAAUUCGCAUACCUUUGCACCAUGCCUCGCUCGUGGGGAGUAUGAAGAGCUAGUAUGA
Molecule: messenger RNA, 198 nt
Organism: Neurospora hispaniola
Lineage: Eukaryota; Fungi; Ascomycota; Sordariomycetes; Sordariales; Sordariaceae
Exons: 1
Coding region: 1-198 (65 amino acids)
Source: RefSeq, a predicted model, not a curated record